CGGAUACCCCGCCCCUCUCGUGGCCGCCCCAGGUGGAGUGAUGGCCACAUCCCAGCUGCCCCUUCAUCGCUGGCCUCAUCCCGCCGGUGCCGGAGUGUUGGGUUCGCCACCUGCGGAAGCCACAUCUAAUCGUGCCCGGAGGAAGACUCAGCUGGGACGCAGCGCUUCCAGGAUGGUGAUUCAGGAUGCGGUGUAGACCUGAUCGCUCCUUUCUCUCCCCGUCCCCCAGCUCUGCCUUCCAGGGACGCCGCCCGACUACAGCAGAGCAGGCCCAAACAGGAGGCAGUCGGCACAGGAAAUGAACCCCAAGCCACGUCCCAGAACUUGGUGACAUUUGGGGAUGUGGCCGUAGAUUUCUCCCAGGAGGAGUGGCGACGGCUGACCUGUGCUCAGAGAGACCUGUACAGAGAUGUGAUGUUGGAGAACUACAGGAACCUGGUGUCGCUGGGACUUUGCUUCUCUAAGCCCGAUGUGAUUGCCUCACUGGAACAAGAGAAAGAGCCCUGGGUGGCCAAGAGAAAGGUGACAAGAGACUGGUGCCCAGACCGGAAGGCUGUGCUGGAGACCCAGGAGUUCCCCGCAGAGGGAGCUGUGUGUGAGGGAAUGUCCGAGGCAGUGCUGCUAGACAAACUCGCCAGAUACCGUCUGCAGUGCUCCAUGCUGGGGGAGCGCUGGGAUUAUGAGUCUCUGCCCAAGAGGCAGUCGGGCUUGGUGGCCACGAACAUGGCUGUCGACUUCUCCCAGCAACUAGAUGCAGCUCAGAAGAGUUUCUGCAAGCAUGUGACAUGGGAGAACCACGGCAUGGAGGCAGUAGGACGCUGUGAUUCCAGGCCAGAUUUGCUUUCUUUACUGGAUCAAGAGAAGGAGCCCUGGCUGGUGAAGAGAGAGCUGGCAGGAGGCCUUUUCUCAGGCCAACAAUCUGUACAUGAGACCCAGGAAUUAUUUCCAAAGCAGGAUUUAUUUGCUGAAGUGAUAACAGACAGAACUUUAAGCACUAAUCUGGAGUAUUCCACUUUCAGAGAAAAUUGGGAUUCUGAGGGUGUGUUUGAAAGGAAGCUGGUAGGUCAGGAGACACAAUUCAGGCAAGAGACAAUCACUAAUAACAAAACCCUCUCUAAAGAAAGAGAGUGUAUGUAUAACAAAUCUGGAAGAUGGUUCCCCUUGGAUGUUUCAGAAGAGAGAGUUCAUAAUCAUGAUUCAAUUAAGAAAAGUUUUCCCAAAAAUACAGUGGUAAUAAAACAUACAGGAAUCUAUGCAGGAAAAAAACUUUUCAAAUGUAAUGAAUGUAAGAAAACUUUUACCCAGAGCUCAUCUCUUACCGUUCAUCAGAGAAUUCAUACUGGAGAGAAACCCUAUAAAUGUAAUGAAUGUGGAAAGGCCUUCAGCGAUGGUUCAUCCUUUGCUCGACAUCAAAGAUGUCACACUGGCAAGAAGCCCUAUGAAUGUGUUGAAUGUGGGAAAGCCUUCAUACAGAACACAUCCCUUAUUCGUCACUGGAGAUAUUAUCAUACAGGGGAGAAACCCUUUGAAUGCAUCAACUGUGGGAAAGCCUUCAGUGAUCACAUAGGACUUAAUCAACAUAGGAGAAUUCAUACUGGAGAGAAACCCUACAAAUGUGAUGUGUGUGACAAAUCUUUUAGAUAUGGCUCGUCCCUUACUGUUCAUCAAAGGAUUCAUACUGGAGAGAAACCAUAUGAAUGUGAUGUUUGUAGAAAAGCCUUCAGCCAUCAUGCAUCACUCACUCAACAUCAAAGAGUGCAUUCUGGAGAGAAACCUUUUAAGUGCAAAGAAUGUGGAAAAGCUUUUAGGCAAAAUAUACACCUUGCUAGUCAUUUGAGAAUUCAUACCGGCGAGAAACCCUUUGAAUGUGGGGAAUGUGGCAAAUCUUUUAGCAUCAGUUCACAGUUGGCCACUCAUCAGAGAAUUCAUACUGGAGAGAAGCCCUAUGAAUGUAAGGUUUGUAGUAAAGCCUUUACCCAGAAGGCUCACCUUGCACAGCAUCAGAAAACUCAUACUGGAGAGAAACCAUAUGAGUGUAAGGAAUGUGGGAAAGCCUUCAGCCAGACCACACACCUCAUUCAACAUCAGAGAGUUCAUACCGGAGAGAAACCCUAUAAAUGUAUCGAGUGUGGGAAGGCCUUUGGUGAUAACUCAUCCUGUACUCAACAUCAGAGGCUUCACACGGGCCAAAGGCCUUAUGAAUGUAUUGAAUGUGGAAAGGCAUUUAAGACAAAGUCAUCCCUUAUUUGUCAUCGCAGAAGUCACACUGGAGAGAAACCUUAUGAGUGUAGUGCAUGUGGCAAAGCCUUUAGCCAUCGCCAGUCACUUAGUGUACAUCAGAGAAUUCAUUCUGGAAAGAAACCAUAUGAAUGCAAGGAAUGUAGGAAAACCUUCAUCCAAAUUGGACACCUUAAUCAACACAAAAGAGUCCAUACUGGAGAGAGGUCUUAUAACCAUAAGAAAAGCAGGAAAGUCUUCAGGCAGAGUACACACUUUGUUCAUCAGCGAAUUCAUACUGGAGAGUCAUCAACAUGCCCCUCUUUACCUUCCACAUCAGGCCCUGUGGAUCUGUUUCCAAAAUAUCUCUGGAAUCCAUCGUCACUCCCAUCACCGUAGUCUCAGUAUCAUUAUUUUAGAUAGACUACUCCAGUAGUUUAAAAACUGGUCUCUCUGCUCUUUUCUUUUUGUCCUCUACAAGUUUGUUUUUCAUAUAGCAGGCAGAUUGAUUUAGGUAUAAAUGUAAUUCAUUCACUUUUCAUGUAAAAACUUGCAUUGAGAUCCUUUAAAGUGGUCAAUUCCCAAGAUGCUCUUAAAACAGUGCCUCACUAAGUUGUUGAGUAAUUUUAGCUCUUUUAAAAACAUUUUUUGGGGACAUUAAAGUAUUACCAUAGUUAGCUCUCAAUAAAAAUGAUGCAUAAAAUGAGACCAGGAGAAACGAGAUUUUAGAUCAGAAACAGGAGUUUCAGAUUGGAUAAUGAAGCUUUGCCUAUAUUGGUUUAAAACUUGAUUGUAUUAUGUUGAGUUAGUGUUGUGGUUUUCCAUAAUAUCUGCAUAAGUGUACGGUGUACUUGUUGAUGAGAAAAUUCAACUUUACAUCUGUCAACAGUCUUAGAAAGUGUGUAGAGAAUAUGGAUGAGUAGGCUACCUGGAACAAUAAAAAAAAAAAUGCAAACUGCAUAAAGUUAAAACUACAGACAUGUUACUUAAGAAUUAGAAAAUUUGGCAAGAUUUGAUCCAUUUAAAGUCACCUGGACUCAUGAAUGAAUUCUAUUAAACUUUCAAGGCACCAUAAACCUGAGGUACACUCAUCAAGAGUAGAGGUCAGCAAACUGACUCAUGACUAAACUCUCACUAUUUUUGUAUGGCCCAAUGAUCUAAAUUUUUAAGAU
Molossus molossus (Pallas's mastiff bat) is the source of this 3389-nucleotide messenger RNA. RefSeq names its product zinc finger protein 582. The transcript is spliced from 7 exons. Bases 415 to 2616 code for a protein of 733 amino acids. Lineage: Eukaryota; Metazoa; Chordata; Mammalia; Chiroptera; Molossidae. Gene Ontology annotation, biological process: regulation of transcription by RNA polymerase II. Gene Ontology annotation, molecular function: DNA-binding transcription factor activity, RNA polymerase II-specific; RNA polymerase II cis-regulatory region sequence-specific DNA binding. The record is from RefSeq and is a predicted model, not a curated record.